AUGUACAAGACAAAGUUACAAGAACUGUGCCACCAGAGAAGAUGGGGUUUGCCUAAGUACUCUGCCGUCAAAGAUGGUCCAGAUCACAUACCAAGCUUUAAGGCUUCUGUUUAUGUCAAUGGUGUCAGCUUCACUUCUUCUAGUGCCUCUAGUUCCCUUAAAGAAGCUAAAAACCAAGCUGCCAUGUUGGUUCCUUUGCUGUUUUUUCUUGAUGAGGAUGAUGGUCUUGAGAUCUAUGAUAGUUUUGUAAUGGUUCUUGCAAGUGACCAUUGUUCUUUUCCAUUUCAACAUCUAACAACAUCAAUCAAUUCAAUUCUAGGUAUGGACUGUAUUCACAAAAACCAGCUGCCGAACAAUGCUAGAAUGAACAGUCUUGAUUCAUCUGUGUUUGCAUGUAAAACUGAGGACCUGCCUCCUGCCAAUGACUUUAAGACCACAGUGCUAGUUAAUGGGCAAUCUAUAGAAAGCCCUUCAUUUUCCAACACUAUAAAAGAGACAAACCAAGCUUCCCAUUUAAUGUCAUUGUUACCUGACUUCUUUAAGGGUGACUCUGAUUCAUUCAAGACUAAACUAAUGAAAUUAACUGAGAAAGAAAGUUGUCGCAUGCCAACAUAUAAAACUAUGCAGACUGGUUCUUUCCAUAUGCCAACUUUCUUCUCAACCUUGGAAGUAGAGGGUGUGGAAUUUCAUGGAAAGGGAUGUAGAUCCAAGAAAGAUGCAGAAGAAGAUGCUGCAAAGAUUGCUUACAUUGCCUUAAAACAGUGUGGACUUAAUAUGUAUACUGCUUUUUCUCCUUCUCAAAUAGAACAUAAAUCAGUACUAUCAAUUCUUAACUCAGACAUUGUUAAAUGCAUUCAGAAUGUCAAACUUGAAGACUUGAAUGAGACAUUACUUGCUAAUGUCAAAGUUAGCAACGAGGAGGUGCAAAACUCAUCUUUUCUACAAUCACCUGAUGAAUAG
This is a messenger RNA of Sphenostylis stenocarpa, 960 nucleotides long. NCBI's taxonomy places the organism in Eukaryota, Viridiplantae, Streptophyta, Magnoliopsida, Fabales, Fabaceae. The record is from the annotation of a GenBank genome assembly.